AUGUCCACUCAAGCCUACACCACCCAAACCGCCGCCGACCCGACCGCCAUCGACGCCUCGGCGCGCACCGUCCACUACAAGUGCGGCGACUGCGACCAGGACGUGCCGCUGAAGCGCGGCGAGCCCAUCCGGUGCCGGAACUGUGGACAUCGCGUGUUGUACAAGCAGAGGACGAAUCGGUGA
Messenger RNA from Parastagonospora nodorum SN15, 183 nucleotides. RefSeq lists its product as hypothetical. Gene Ontology annotation, biological process: DNA-templated transcription. The record is from RefSeq and is a predicted model, not a curated record. The transcript has a single exon. Gene Ontology annotation, molecular function: DNA-directed RNA polymerase activity; DNA binding; zinc ion binding. Lineage: Eukaryota; Fungi; Ascomycota; Dothideomycetes; Pleosporales; Phaeosphaeriaceae. The coding region runs from base 1 to 183 and encodes 60 amino acids. Gene Ontology annotation, cellular component: RNA polymerase I complex; RNA polymerase III complex; RNA polymerase II, core complex.